GGGAGCUGACGCGACCGCUCCGCCCCCUGGGCCUUAACCGGCCGCCGCCGCCGCCGCGGACCGAGCGCGGAGAGCAGGGGGCUUGGACCCGAGGCCGACGCCGGGCGCCCCGCCUCCCCGCCUGCCAUGGCCAAGCCCCGCGCUCUGGCGGCCGCCGCACCCGCGUCCGGAAAGGCCAAGCUGACGCACCCGGGGAAGGCGAUCCUGGCAGGCGGCCUGGCGGGCGGCAUUGAAAUCUGCAUCACCUUCCCCACCGAAUACGUGAAGACACAGUUGCAGCUGGACGAGCGCUCGCACCCUCCGCGGUACCGGGGUAUUGGGGACUGUGUGCGGCAGACGGUCCGCAGCCAUGGCGUCCUGGGCCUAUACCGAGGCCUCAGCUCCCUGCUCUACGGCUCCAUCCCCAAAGCGGCCGUCAGGUUCGGGAUGUUUGAGUUCCUCAGCAACCACAUGCGAGAUCCCCAGGGACGCCUGGACAGCACCCGGGGACUGCUGUGCGGCCUGGGUGCUGGUGUGGCGGAAGCCGUAGUGGUCGUGUGCCCCAUGGAGACCAUCAAGGUGAAGUUCAUCCACGACCAGACCUCCCCCAACCCCAAGUACAGAGGAUUCUUCCACGGGGUCAGGGAGAUUGUGCGAGAACAAGGGCUGAAGGGAACCUACCAGGGCCUCACAGCCACCGUGCUGAAGCAGGGAUCUAACCAGGCCAUCCGCUUCUUCGUCAUGACCUCCCUGCGAAACUGGUACAGGGGGGACAACCCCAACAAGCCCAUGAACCCACUGAUCACCGGAGUGUUUGGAGCUGUCGCUGGCGCAGCCAGUGUCUUCGGGAACACUCCUCUGGACGUCAUCAAGACCCGGAUGCAGGGCUUGGAGGCGCACAAAUACCGGAAUACAUGGGACUGUGGCUUGCAGAUCCUGAGGAAUGAGGGGCUCAAGGCGGACACUGUUCUUCAUCUGCCUUCUCACCUCCUACCUCUCCCUGCUCACAACCCCAGAUUCUACAAGGGCACCAUCCCCCGCCUGGGCCGGGUCUGCCUGGACGUGGCCAUCGUGUUUGUCAUCUACGAUGAAGUGGUGAAGCUACUCAACAAAGUGUGGAAGACAGACUGAGUCCCCAAGGGGGUCUGCAUGGGGGUUGGCCGAGGUGCCUCCAGACCAGUCCCCACUGCCCUCUUCUCACGAUUCUAGUGCAGUCGUGCCAAAAGGCCCCUUUUCCCUGUUCCUUGCACUCCAUGGCCUGGGUCUGUCCCCUGCAGCCAUUGAGUCCACAUGUCCCUUAGUGCCGGGUGUCCCGUGGUGUGUUAGGACACCACCAUUGUGUCCAUGUGUCUGGCCAAGGCUGGGUGUCCCUCUGGCCUGUGAAUCUGUGCCCACUUGUCCAUGUGCUUACUCAUGAGCCGUGUACCUGUGUUUCAUGUUCCGUGUCAUGUGACCUUGUGCCCCACUUCCCGGGGUGCCCAUGUGGCUUGGGUCCACGGCCCUGUAGCCAUGGCCCGGUCCCAGCCCGGUGCCUUCCACCCUGGGCAGCAGGGGCACCUGCCCCGGCCUACCACAGCUGCCUCUGGGCCUCAGCCUGGCCUCACCGCAUUCCAGGGGCUACAUGCCCCCUGCUUCUCCCGCCACUGGCCUUAACUGGCCCUUGGGCCCUCCCUCCGCCCGGGACAGGGUGGCACCUGCCACUCUCACGACCACCCUCCCAUGGCAGAAUAAACCGGAUCCUGUCGCA
Messenger RNA from Mirounga angustirostris (Northern elephant seal), 1726 nucleotides. It is a transcript of the gene SLC25A1, whose product is annotated as solute carrier family 25 member 1. Gene Ontology annotation, biological process: mitochondrial citrate transmembrane transport. Bases 127 to 1110 code for a protein of 327 amino acids. Gene Ontology annotation, molecular function: citrate secondary active transmembrane transporter activity. NCBI's taxonomy places the organism in Eukaryota, Metazoa, Chordata, Mammalia, Carnivora, Phocidae. The transcript is spliced from 9 exons. The record is from RefSeq and is a predicted model, not a curated record. Gene Ontology annotation, cellular component: mitochondrion.